AUGGCGAUUAUUUGGGACUUCGCUCUCACGAUGUACCGUGUUGCGCUCUUUCUGACAUUAACUAUUAUAGCUGUUGUUGGGACUUUACAUGACGAUGAGAAUAUCCGAGCCCGUUUUGAACAGCCACUAGGAGGCAUACAGGAGCUCACAGAAGCCGCUUUACAAAGCGACGAAGCUAGGAAACGCGUGGAAUUAGCACUGGAACAUCUGUCCAAUCAAAAAGUGGGAUGUUUGAAACAUCGACCAAUCAAAAUACGCAGUGGUAGCCGUCAGGUGGUGAAUGGAUUUAUUUUCGUUUUCGUCGUGGAAGUGGAGAGUUUUUCGGUUGGUGAGUGUGACAGUGCACCAGGCGUUUCAGAGGUCUAUAAAGUGACGAUCUACGAACCUGCCGCCAGAGAUCGCCAGACGGAAUAUUCCUUUGAAAAGCUUUCAACUACUGAAACCUAG
This is a messenger RNA of Mesocestoides corti, 447 nucleotides long. Lineage: Eukaryota; Metazoa; Platyhelminthes; Cestoda; Cyclophyllidea; Mesocestoididae. The record is from the annotation of a GenBank genome assembly.